CAAAGAUCAUAUUUACAUUUCCGACAUGUUUGCAAGUUCCUGGCUUCCGUUGCUGCUCGCGGUCGCUUGCUUACGCUCCGGCUGGAGCAGCACCGCUGCAGCUCAGUCCGGCCGCCGCGCAUUCCUGCAAGAUGAACUCCCGCUGACUAUUGUGCUGACGACGCCAGCCGACAUCGUCAAGGCGCCUUCCAAAGAUGACGUCACCGUUGAUGGCCGGCAAGCAAUAACGGUAGGAGGUUGGGGGUGUAGAGAGGUGGGUAGUGGUGGUGGCGCAGUGCGGGAUCCAAAAGAGGGGGUUCAGGCAAGGGUUGGGCGGGAAGGUGCCCCUCUGGUAUUGGGUGCCGUACCAGCCUCUCGUCGGUUAGUCAGCAAGCCGUUGGCCGUUUGGGUGGAGGGCGUGGUUUCGGAUCUGGCCGCCAACCUGACUGACGGAUUGUGGGACGGAACCUUGGGCCUGGCCUCGGACGUACUGCCGGAAGUACCGCCAGAUGGUCGUCUGAUCCUGGGUUUCAACUACCCGGUAGACCUGUCCAUGUUGGGGAGGGAGCUCAAGCUGACGGAGGGUCACGGCGGCGGCGGCAAGGGCGGCAGCAGCGGCGCCAAGGUUCCUACACCCUCCGGCAGUAGCAGUAGCAGUAGCAGCCAAGUCCUAGGUGUGGAGGUGGCUCCCUGCCGAAACCAGAUCCAGAUCCGUACGGCGCCUCCUUGGAUCGAGCCUUUCGAGAGCCGCUCCCCCUCCCCCUCCAACACCUCCACGGUUUCUUGUGUGGAGGUGGGCCCUAUGGCCAGCUUGAACCCGGGGAACAGUUUUCGCCGUCUGGAUAUCUGGCUGCCACAUGGCCUUUCCGAGGAUACACCCCCCGAGGCACUGGCAAGACGUAUCGUACUGUGCCGUACAAUUGCCAACAAUCCCGUCGCCACCAAUGGCACGGCGGCGGCGGCGGCGGGCAGCGCUGGUUAUCCCGCUGGUUAUUGCCCUCCGGGGGCUGAGCGGCUGCCGUACAAUUUGUCGCUAGUGUCCCGGGGCCGGGCGCGGCUUUCGGUGCCGUACUUGCAACCGGGAAUGUCGUACAGGGCUGUCGUGCAGGCGGACAGCGGAGUGAAGGAUGGAUUUGGCCAGGGGCUGCAGCUCAUCCUCCUCAGAACCCAAAUCCGUAUGUGGCUCAUAAUCACUGUCAUCGCUGUUAUCCGCGCCAUACACCCCGUUUCCGCGGUGUCGAACAUGGAUUUCAAGAUGUCGUACGUGCCGUACACCUUGGCGCCACCCACUACCGGUCCGGCGUUCCCGUCCAGCUCCCCUCUCUUCCUCUUUGAAGCCGGCGCCCCAGGGCCCCCGCUAACCGCUUGGCCGUACAUCGUACAUUCGCCAGCACCGCCUGGCGACGUGUCGUACAAUCCGUACGAUACCGUAUACGACAGCGUGGCUGCAUGGACGCCUGACAUACAUACGGAUGCGGGCCUUGCCGGUGUCGUAGCACUGCUGCUGCUGCGCCAGGGCCGCUAUUGGGGUCGACCGGAACUCAACCUUUCGACGGUCUUCGGACGACCUGCCGUACAAGUCUCCUUGGACUCCUCCGCCGCCAACAGCAGCAAUAGCAGUAGCAGCAAUGGCGAUGAGAGCGGAUGGCGGGAGGUGCUACUGCCGCUACCACCGGCACCUGUGUAUGUCGUACACUCCUGUUGUGACCGUCUGGAAACGUACGGCCAAAGAACCGCAGCAGCCGUCAGUGGAAAUGUCCAGGUCAUCGUGAAAAGCAGUUUGUCGGUUUCCGCGGUUCAGUGUGGCCCGCUGCUGACGGUGUGGGUUUUGGAGGGCGGGGGAGGAGGGGGGGGAGGGCCGCUGGAGGCCGCGGAGGUACGGGUGUUCGUACUUGCGGAUGAUUACUAUGACCUGACACCUAAUGCUGGCGGCGGCGGCGGCGGCAAUACCAGCUGGAAAUUCCCUCCUGUACGGCUCCUCGGCCACUGUACGACAGAUAGUGAUGGUGUCUGCAACAUCACGUUGUCUUCAGAACAGUACUCUGGUGCACAGGCGGCGCUCGCGGUGACGACGGCGGCGGGUGAUCAGGUCGCCGUACUUCCCCAGGCAGGCUGGUUCGUUGGGUCGUUGGUGGCUGACCGGUUGGUGGUUGUACCCGGGGAUAGCGUGAAAAUAACGGGUUUCGUACAGCAGGUCGCUCUGUCGAGGCUGUCCCUAGAGCUGCCCCCGGAGAGCGUCGCCGUACUGCAAGUGGUUCCCGCCUGGAUCCAGAUCCAAUCUGGUUCCGGAUCCGAAACCACCACGGCCGACACAGCCACGUCAGACAUCAUCUCAGAUUCCGACAAGGAAGCUCAGUCCUUGACUUUUGUGACGGUCAGUGGCAUCACCGGCACCCUGCACGGCGAGGUUGUCGUUCCCAAGGAUGUACGGCUGCAGCCGUACACCGUACAGCUGCGAGUACAGCCGUCACAAGGGCCAUCGUCAGCAGCGGCGGCUGCUCUAAAGAACAGCAGCGGUCCAGUGCGGUUGGAACGGUUGGAGUACGACACAUGGCCAGUGGUGGCGGAGCUGCAGAUAACGGUGGCGGAUCCUCGACCGCCCACGGCUGACCUCCAGCUCUCCACCCCCGCCUGGUCCCCCCCCACCUCGGUUGUGUCCUUCACCGCCACCGCCGUCAGCUACAUCGGCGCCUCCGUGUCGGGCGCCGCCCUCACCGCCGUGUGGCGGACACCCCGCGCCUCAGGCCUCCUCACACUCACCACGGACGCCGCCGGCCGGGCGGAGGGGGCGGUGGACCUGGGGGCGCUGCCGGCAGCGAACAGAUCGGAGCCGUACGACAACUUGAGCAUCGAUGUUGAGUGGAUCGGCCCCACGCGGGAACGCAUUACGAGAUCCGCGACCGUCGUUCUGGCUGACGGACCCGCGCGUCUGGAUGUGCAGCUCUCCCUGGACCCCCUCCUCCCCUCAGCCACCCUCUGCACCCCCCCCACCUCCUGCACCGUGCUCAGCGGCUCCCCCUUCUCCCCCGCCGCCGCCUGUCAACUGGCACUUCCCGGUGUGGGGGUGUUCGUGCUGGAGGCGUGUGCGGAUGUGCCCGUGGCCGCGGAGGAGGGGGCGGGGGAGGGGGCGCUGAACAAGUUGACGGCCGCAAGUGGAAGUACCGCAACCACCGCAACCACCGCAACCACCGCAACCACCGCCGGGGGGGUUGGUAAUGGUACUACUAGUAGCGGUAGCAAUGCCAAUACUAGUACGACGACAGGUACCGCAAUUCGUACCGCUGUACGGCGAGUAUGUACGAACCGUACCCUGGGGCACAACGCCAGCUUCUGGGCUCGGCACCCUUGGAGCGGCCACGUCAGACCCUCCCUUUCAACUGACAAGUCGUCGUACAAACCUGGUGACGUACCGAUCUUGCUGUUUCAAAGUCCCUGGCCGAAGGCUAGGCUGCUGGUGGUGUGGGGCAACGGAGCGGUCGUCCAGGCCAGGGUGGUGACAUCGCUCCCCGGGGGGGGCCUAGCUGAGAUCUCCAUAGGCCCCUUGGGGCCAGAAUGCGCUGGCGGUUGUUCGUUAGCUGCCGUACUAGAUGUCCCGAGGUUGCAACCCACCGACUUUACAACUUCAGCUCUGCACGGGAGCCGUCCUCCGGCGCCUCUAGGGGUCGAGGGGGUCGUGGAGGGGCAGUUGCUGCCGGCGGUGGUGGCUGUCGAACCCGGGAAGAAUGUAACGGUGUGCGGGUUUGGGAAGGGGGGGACUGGGAAGGGGUUUGUGGAAAUGAUGGAAGGGUCAGCGCAAAUUACCGUGUCCGUGACCAACGGUACUGGGCCCGAUGCCGUACCAGUCGGGGAGGGGGUCGAGGUCACAGUGUACGGCGUAGAUAAGGCCUUUUUGGAUCUGCUGCCGUACGAUCUGCCUCAUCCGGAGGAGGAGAUGGUACUGCAGCUCGCGGCUGACGUGGCGGUGUCCUCUGUGGAUUGGUUCCGCGUCGCACCUGGUGCCGUACGGGCAGUGUACGACAAACUCAUGGCGCGCGUGAAGCGCCUUCUUAGCGCAACCUGCCCGGGGCCCGGGGCCUCUCAAACCCCUUCCCCAAGGCCUUUCAACUGCCGCACACUCUCCCCUCCCCUCCCCUCCUUUCUUCGGACCUGGUGGCCUCUUAGGGUCAAGGUAAUGCUCGCGGCGCAACGACGAAGAACCGGACCCCCAACCACCAACCACCUCGACAACCACCUCGACAACCACCAAGGGAACACCGACUGCGCGAGUGGUGGAGGCACCCCCACCACCGAAGACUUUGCGCCAAACCACAAAUCGCCCAAACCAGAUCGACCCAGCGCCCAGCGCCCCCCUCAGUGGACACCGGGUCACCAGGGGGCGUACAGCGGUUUUGCAGCUGCGAUGAACGCCGUCACAAUCGCCGCCACUGAUACGUUUGCUUGUUUGUCGCUGCCUCCCCGUUCCGUGGCCUCCUUCCGCGUGACCCCCCUGUUUCGUACGGCAAGUACCGGACCCGACGGAAAGGCCACUCUGGAGUUCACGGCCCCCCAAAACUUGGGAAGCUUUGUCAUUCGGGCCUUCGCCGCCUCCGGUUCCGCAGCCCAUUACGGUUCCGGUGAGGGUCGUGUGGCUGUGCGCCGUCUGGUGUCACUGACCCCCUCCCUGCCGCGGUUCGUGAGGGUGGGGGACAGCUUCCAGGCGGGGGUGGUGGUGACGGUGGCGGAGGGCCUGGCGCCAGCCGACGUGGCGGUGCAGCUGCAGGUGGACGGCAAUGCCGUCUCAGUCAAUGGUACGACACGUAAAACCGUGUCAUUCUCAACCUCAGAAGGAGGAGGGGAAGACCUGCAGGAGGAGGUUCGUUUCUCAUUCUCCGCCGCCUCCGUGGGUUCGGUCAACCUCACCUUCACCGCCUCCACCCUGGGGGGGGCGGUGGGGGGCCAGGGGGGGCAGAGGGCGGGAGGGAGAGCAGGAGGGGAUGCUCUGCGGAUACAACUUCAAGUACAGGGUAUGUACGUAUGUAUGUAUGUACGUUUGCAUGUAUGUAAUGUGGAGGAAGGGGCGGGUCUGGGGCGUUUAGAUGUGGAGUGUGUGUCUGUGGGUGUGGUCCACGGGGCGUCUGGCGUCUCUAUGGGGCCGUGUGUGGGAGAGCAGUCGGCCGAGCAGCAGUGCUGGCGGUGUUGGCGGACGUGGCACUGGCUUGUCCUGCUCCUGCCGCUGCUGUUAUGCUGCACGCACACAAGAACGCCUGCUGGUCAGUUCUACGUCUGGCCAGCAAGCCCUGCAAGGGGGGGUACGGCAGUGCAGUGGCAGGAGGGGCUCACACUGCCGGACGCGGUGCCGGGAAGCGACGGUUUGAACCUGACGGCUGGCGUCGGGUACUUUCCCGCCAUUUCCGCAAUGUACGACGUACUGCAACAGAAGACAGCCGACAGGUUGUACCCGGAGUCUCCACCCGCCAUGCUCUGGGCGAUACUACCUGCCGUACUGUCGAGCUAUGGUCGUACGACGACACUCCAGCAGGCGGCCGCCGUCUCUGGCGGCUUCCGUGACCUGGUGGAGCUGACGGACCCCCAGAUGGGCCUUAUGUGGGCUCCCCCAGAGCGCUGGGGGGAGUGGCAGCCACACAGGUGUGUGUAUGUGUAUGUAUGGAGCCUGAGCUCUGAGCGGCUGGAGGCUGUCACCGGAUCACUACAGCCGUCAGCAACAGCUUCCCAGUGGCUGCAGCAGCAGCAGCAGUGGAUAUCCUCCCUGGAGUCAACCCAACUGCCCAUAUGGAGGGCGGCAAUAGCACGACAACUGGUGGAAGAUGCCGUACAGUCACGGCAGCAGCAGUACAACCCUGGGCCGUACAGCGAUUGGAACACGCUGGCUUGGGUCAGACUGGUCCUAGGCGCGGACUGGGACCCAAGAAAUGCCAGCUACAGCCGUGACACCGGUAACGGUAACGGUAACGGUAACGUCGACCCCGAGGUGGUUGCAACCGACCUGAGCUUGGCGACACUGCUGCAAGCGGUAACUCGGAAGCCACCGGGCAACGGCAGUAGCGGAAUGAAUACUCGCGUGCUGGUGUCCCUGCUGCUGCUGAGGAACAUGAUGACCCGUGGGUCGGUGAACGAUUCGGUUAAAGACUCCGUCCUCUCGGCUGCACACCUGGUAAACGAUACAGUGGAUGACGUCAUCUCGGCGCUGAGGGUGCAGGGCCGUACGACAUACGUGGCGGCGGAUACCGGCGGUGGCUCCUCCGGCGCCACCUCCUCAGCCGCCUCCCUGGAGGAUCAGGCGUUGAGUCUGCUACUGCUGCUGCGUACGGGUGUCAAUCACCAGCUACUGCCAAAGCUGGCGGCUUACGUGGCAAAUCCGCCACCGCCGGAGGGGUACGGCAUCUUCUCGGUGUCGUACUCGUGGCGGGAGCAGGGCCUGGCGGUGGUGGCGUUGAGUGAGUACGACGGAUUGCGGGGGAGUGGCAUACCCGACGUGAACGUGACGGCGGCAGUCAACGGAGUCACUGUACUGCAGCCUAGCCUUCUAUCCGUAGCAAACCACUGCCAGGACACGACUAUUAUCCACCAGCCAUCGUCAGCGGCAGCAGCAGUGGAGGCGGCGGCAGUUACACAACCACCACUACAACUGCUACUGCCGUCACCAACACCACGUCAUGGCACCAACUGCAACAGAAGGAGACACGCGACAUGGCGGCCAGUGCGGGUGCAGGUCGCGGGCCGUGGGGAGGUAACCGUAUCCGCCUCCCUCCACUUCGUACCCUCCGCACUCCUGCCGUACCCCACCUAUCGAGGGCUGUUCGUGGAGGCGGCGCUGCAGCUGCUGGACCCGCUGACCGACCGACCCACGGGUCAGCGGCUCAGCUCGGUACCGCUGGGCUCCGUGGUGGUGCUCACCCUGCAGCUCACCAGCCCCGACGACCUGGGCCCCGUCACCCUGGCCGUCAUGAUGCCGGGGGGGCUGGAGCCGCUGGAUCCAAACACAGCUGCCGGCGCGGGGGGGGGAGGCGGGGGGGGGUUGGGACUGAGCUGCGGGGCGAACUGGGUCAUGACGGACAGCGCCUGGGGCGGCAGCUCCUUCUUCCGCGGCUGGUGGUGGCCGAUGUGCCCCUCGCAGGAGACCCGGCCCCAACUGGUCACGUUCUCCUACCUGGCAUUGCGCUCCGGAACCAGCUCCGUCUCCGUACGAGCAGUAGCCGCCACACCCGGCACCUUCAUAUUCCCGCCAGUAAGGGCCUUUGCGGACAACCAGCCCGAGCUAAGCGGCAGUACGGCAGCGUCGUACAUUACCGUUUGCGACAGCUGUGACAAACCUACCUACUUGCGGAAUUCGCCGGCACCCCCUAAGCCAUGCCCAAGAAGGGGCUGUGGGACCAGAGGGGUGUGUAAUCUGGCUACUGGAAAGUGCGUGUGCGGGUCCAACGGAAGCAACGGUAUUAACGGUAGUAACGAUACCGUUGUUGGUCAGUGUGGGAUGUAG
Molecule: messenger RNA, 7456 nt
Organism: Volvox carteri f. nagariensis
Lineage: Eukaryota; Viridiplantae; Chlorophyta; Chlorophyceae; Chlamydomonadales; Volvocaceae
Exons: 43
Coding region: 26-7456 (2476 amino acids)
Molecular function (GO): endopeptidase inhibitor activity
Source: RefSeq, a predicted model, not a curated record